CGGCUCAGGCCGGCGGCGCUGCCGUAAAGCGGCGCUGCCGUAAAGCGGCACAGCAGUAAAUCGGCGCUGUCGUAAAAAGGUUCCGGGAGGAGCGGGUAACAAAACCCAAACAAACCAAAAAAUCACACAACGACAGAGUUCACUGAAAUGUGAGAAUGGCCAAUUCUUUAAGAGGUGAAGUGAUAAAACUGUACAAAAAUUUGCUGUACCUUGGAAGGGAGUAUCCCAAAGGAGCAGACUACUUCAGAAGCCGUUUGAAAGCUGCUUUUCUAAAAAACAAAGAUGAGAAAGACCCUGAAAAAAUUAAGCAACUGAUUGCCCGGGGAGAAUUUGUUAUAAAGGAGCUGGAGGCUUUGUACUUCCUGAGGAAAUACCGAGCCAUGAAGCAGCGCUACUACAGCGAGGACAAACCCUGACCGUGCCUGGAACCACACCCCCCAGGAAAGGCAUUGCUAGUUCAAGAACCAACAGUCAAAGAAUACUGGCACUUUAAGAGGAAUGAAGUUUCCACUGUCAUUUAAAACAAGCAUUCAGGUAAAGCUAACAGGAUCAUGAAGCAGAAAAUAAAGUAAUGCUAAAACAAAUGCUAAUAAUUUAGUGUAAUGUACAAAAUUACUUCAGUACUUCUUAAGAAUAGGGAUAAAUUGUAUUUACAUAAUUAUA
Messenger RNA from Catharus ustulatus (Swainson's thrush), 663 nucleotides. It is a transcript of the gene ETFRF1, whose product is annotated as electron transfer flavoprotein regulatory factor 1. NCBI's taxonomy places the organism in Eukaryota, Metazoa, Chordata, Aves, Passeriformes, Turdidae. The transcript is spliced from 4 exons. The record is from RefSeq and is a predicted model, not a curated record. Gene Ontology annotation, biological process: respiratory electron transport chain. Gene Ontology annotation, cellular component: mitochondrion. Bases 156 to 416 code for a protein of 86 amino acids.